CAUUCUCAUACUAUUUUCUUGGGAAAUAAAACCUUAAACACGUAGAUGUGUAAAGAGAAAAGCCACCGUUUAAGUGAACAUAAAGCAAGAGAGCGAGCGAAAGAGAGGCAUAAAAAUAUAUAAUAGUGAAUAUCUUAGAUGCUUUAAAAUGAAACGCCAAGCAAUAGAUGUGAAUACGAUUAGCCAUUUACUAGUUUUUAUGAAACAAGAGGAAAGCGUUUGAGUGAAGGGAACGAUUGAAAAAUAUUGGAUUGCUAGCAUUGUCCAUAAGCAACUACAUAUAAUCACAUCUUUUUGAAUUUCGUGCUGAAAGAACAAGUCAUCCUUUUGAGGCUAUUCUUGUAAGCAUCUUCUUUUUCUUUUAAAAAUGGAAACUAAAUAAUAAGUCACCGAUUAAUAGGCGACAUAUUCCUAUUUCUACCAAAAGGCAUCAUUUUGAUCCCCUAUAUUUGUAGACUUCUCACGGCCGCAAAAGUGAAGGUGGAAAGCUGAAUUGUGACACAAAUAUUCCUUGGUUGAUUAAGAAGCCGAUGCUAUAAAUGAGUAACUAACGAAAUCUCGAAAAAAACAAUUAUUAUUUCAUUCCUUCUAAGACUUACAAUUCUGUGUAGAAAUUUCGAAAAACUUGGUAUCUAAACGUUCAUCAAAUCCACCUUAACGCUUGUUCCGAAAAUGGUCUCGAUUGGUUUCCUAAUACGCUUCAGUUACGAUGUUAUUUUAAUUCCAAUUUAUUUCCAAUUCAUUUGCCAUCUAUUCUAACACACUCUAGCAUUUUUUCCACCUAAUUGCAAAUAAAUAUAAAUGCAAAAAUCUUGACAGCAUUAAGAAGAACAUCACAUGCGAGUUGUUCUUUUUCUUCUUUUAGUUUUGUGCACCUGAUGUGCUCUGUGAAAACAGCCUUUAAUCCGUCCGUCACUUAUAAAAAUCUUGGUUUUCCUGAGAAAAUUUAGUGAAGUGGGCAAACGAUUAACGUAAAUUUGAAACAAAAGGAACAGAAAUCAAGUCGCAAGUACUCUUUGCAUGAAAAGGAUUGAAACACUUAGCGUAAUAGAAAGUCUGCAGUGCAUUGCAAGGAUUUGGGAAUGAAAGUAAAAUUAAAGAGAGAUUACGUCGUUUUAUCCUUGUGAGCUUCGUUAGAACAUUAAAAACUUUAAAAUUCGUAGUACCCUUCCAAGUGAAUUUGAGUUGCAAUAGUAUAAUUUUUUUCUCUGAUAUAUUGCAUAAAGAAGCCACCUCUCAGAGUCAUCCGAUUUUCUGGAAAAUAUGCCAAAAACUUAAGGUCAGUGUUAAGGCUUCUGGGUGCAUCCGCAAUAUUCUUUCCGAUUCUCUUCGAAGCUGCGCUAUUGUUGUAAGAUAUCGCUACAAAUGUCGCAAUAUCACUUCAAAAGAAGGAACUACGAAAUCUCCGCUUGUCAUCCAACGAAAUGUUCUUUAAGAUCUUAUAUGGAUGCAGGAUUGACGUGAAUAGAUUUUAUUAUAUUUUCCUACAUCUCCGACCAUUUGAAUAUACAUUAAGCUCAAAAAAAAGCCAAAUCACUUAUUAACUUUUGGAUAAUUAAUGUAAACAGAGAUAAGCGAAGAGAAAAAUGAAAUUCUACUCAUUAUUUGUGUAAGAGACUGCCGCUCGUUAACUUGACUUUUUAUUCGACUCAGAGAACUUUUACAUGGAAAAUAUUCAACAGUGUCGGGUGGCGUUUUAGACUUUGCAAGUCAAACAAACAAUUGUGUUCGCCUAAUCACUUCAAACAUUCCAUAAUGAAAAAUGAAUUAAUUGAAAUCGCAUCUUCGCAAUGGGGAAAGCUACGUGAUCUAUAUGCGAACAAAAGAAUUUACUCUUGUUCUUACAAUUUGCUACAAACCUUAAUCGAUUGCGUGAAACAAACUGAAAAUUUUGAAGUUGCAAUAUAUGCUCUAAACGAUGAGUGGGAAACUGAUGGAACAUUCAUCGCCAAGUUUUCUAAUGGAUUUUAUUGCAAUACAUUAAGUGAUAACUUUCAACGUUUAUUAGAGGCUUUAAAUUGCUUGGAUAAUACACAAGAGUAUUGGGUGUCGGGCUGUCAAGAGCGUUGCACUUUAACGGUAAAACAACAUUUUUUAUCAUGCGGUCUAUUGGAGGAAGAAUUCAGACCGGAGGGUACCUUUUGGUAUCACUUACCAAUAAAUGAAGCUUUGGCAUUUAAAGUUGAGUAAGUGAAAGGGAAAACCCUUGAGU
This is a messenger RNA of Glossina fuscipes, 2212 nucleotides long. RefSeq lists its product as uncharacterized. Lineage: Eukaryota; Metazoa; Arthropoda; Insecta; Diptera; Glossinidae. The record is from RefSeq and is a predicted model, not a curated record. The transcript is spliced from 3 exons. The coding region runs from base 1756 to 2190 and encodes 144 amino acids.